GGCAUCGGCGUCGCCUGUACUGGAGAACAUAAUAGAUCAUCGGCAGAAUAAGAAUCAAAAGACCUCUGAUCGGACAAUUCCAAUAUUAGGCGUUCCUAGUCAAGCCGUCGCCGUUUUUGUUCGAUUUCUCUAUUCGUCCAGAUGCACGGAAGAAGAGAUGGACAUGUAUGGAUUUCAUCUCUUGACACUGUCUCAUGUGUUCUCCGUUCCGGUUCUGAAGCAACUAUGUGCGAAAUCACUGAUUCAACGGCUUAAGAUCAACGACGCGAUCGAUACGAUUCAGAUCGCGAGGCUCUGUGAUGCACCCGAGCUUUACUUCCGGAGCAUGAAACUUGUAUCAGUCAACAUAAAGUUUGUUGAGAAAACAGAGGGAUGGAAGUUUCUCCAGGAGAAUGAUCCUUGGCUGGAGCUUGAGAUUCUACAGUUCAUAGACGAAAUUGAAUCGAGGAGGAAAAUGAGAAGAAAGCGUAGGGAGGAGAGGAGACUGUGUUUACAGCUAAGCGAAGCAAUGGAGUGUUUAGAGCACAUAUGCACAGAAGGGUGUACAAACAUAGGUCCUUACGACAUGGAGCCGGGGAAGAAGAAGAAGGUUCCAUGUCAGAAGUUCGCAACGUGUAGAGGUUUAGAACUCUUGUUCAGGCAUUUCGCUACCUGCAAAAGGAGAGUUAACAAUGGGUGUGAUAGAUGCAAGCGUAUGUGGCAGCUUCUUCGACUACACUCAUCCAUCUGCGACAAUCCUGAUCUUUGUAAAGUCCCACUUUGCAGGCAAUUCAAGUUGAAAGGUCAGCACAAAGGGAAAGGUGGGGAUGAAGCAACAUGGAAGCUGUUGGUGAGAAAAGUUGCAGUAGCGAAAGCCAUGUGUUCUCUCUCGAUCUUUACACAACAGAAGAUAAGAAGAGAUCAUGGAAUGGAGGCCGAGGGAUAAACCCUAGCUUCAAACUAUAGAUAAAGGAAUGAUGAUGAUGAUGAAAAAUGUAAAUUUGUUGUUUCAAAGCUGUCUUAAUACUGUUUUUAUUAG
Impatiens glandulifera is the source of this 1018-nucleotide messenger RNA. RefSeq names its product BTB/POZ and TAZ domain-containing protein 2-like. Gene Ontology annotation, cellular component: nucleus. The coding region runs from base 158 to 925 and encodes 255 amino acids. The transcript is spliced from 4 exons. The record is from RefSeq and is a predicted model, not a curated record. Lineage: Eukaryota; Viridiplantae; Streptophyta; Magnoliopsida; Ericales; Balsaminaceae.